AUGGAAGCCAUCAUAUAUGGCAAGCCUAUAUUGAAAAGCGUCGAAACGCUAAAGUCGCUGAUCGCAAAUUUCAAAGAAUACGCGCAGCCUCAGAAAUACUCGUCAGACGACUACACCCAAUAUGAAGAGUCACUAAACGCGGUCGAUCUGAUCGGAGGUAGCAUACAGCAAAUUGAGUGCGCAAGAGAUAAGUUGCAGUCGCUCAUAUAUAAAAUGAAGGCUGACUAUGACAUUACGAAAAACAAAGACGAUAGGAAAAUGAUCCUUCAAGAGCUUGAGAAACUUGAAAACGAACAGAAGCUCACAGACGUGAUAAGCGAAGCAACGGAGCUUUCGUAUAUGCUGAGAACACGACUCACAGAAGCUUCCAGCAACGAAAACAGACUUGCUCGCAAACUGGGAAAGUAUCCUAGGGCACAAAGCGCACACACGGAUCCUAAAUUGGAAAAUGCCAAUACGCAGGAAAGCAAUAUGUCGGAUGGCCAAGCGCAUAGACCAGAAGAAUCCCGAAUGCAGCCUAUUAUACACAAAAGGAAGGAACAACAGAACACAAAUGCCAAAGAAAAACGAUGCGUGAUCUGUGAAAAGAGCGGUCACUUCCCUUGGCAGUGCAGAUCCCCAAUUACUGUAGCAGAAAGACGAAAAAUUGCAGUUGAAAAACGCCUGUGCUGGAAGUGCUACUCGAGUGAGCAUUCCAGCAGAGAAUGCACGAGGGAGAACUGUAUGCUAUGCGGCAAACUCCACCACAUCAGACUGUGCUUUUCAACAGAAAAUGCAGGUGAUGCAAACUCCAAUAUUCGUCAAACUCGUAUCAAUCUGAACAGAAGUCCGAAGCGCGACCAGUUGCUCAAGGAAGAGAAGCAGCAGCCGCAGACUAAAACUCCUAUCAGAAAUGGAAACGCUAAUGAAACUCGGAGGCCAAAACUGCCACAGCCAAGA
Messenger RNA from Cooperia oncophora, 939 nucleotides. The record is from the annotation of a GenBank genome assembly. NCBI's taxonomy places the organism in Eukaryota, Metazoa, Nematoda, Chromadorea, Rhabditida, Trichostrongylidae.